Messenger RNA from Fusarium sp. VM40, 2349 nucleotides. Lineage: Eukaryota; Fungi; Ascomycota; Sordariomycetes; Hypocreales; Nectriaceae. The record is from the annotation of a GenBank genome assembly.
AUGGCUACUGCCCAAAUGUCUCCUGAUCUACCUAAACCCUCGUUCGCCAAGGUCGCUGCAUCCGUUUCUAAGGACUCCGCACUACCUGCGAUCCGACGGAUAGCUACCCCGUCUAAAGAAUCACCCAUGAGCUCGACGACACCAUUCACAUCUACAGCGCCUGUAAUUGCGAAUGGCCGAUCCGACAAGGCACCGGCCGGAAAGAUGCCUUCGCCGCAAAAUGGAACCACUGCCAGCCCGACCGAACAUGGAAGCGGUGUAGACAACUUUGUAGGAUCUUUGAACGAGCUGAGCCUUAGAGAGAAGGCGCCUAGUCUUGUCGUCAACGGCAGCGGACCUUUGGCCCCUGAACGGCCUACGGUAGUUGUUGGCAGAGACAGUGGAUCUGAUGAUUCCCAACGAGCCGAUUCUAGCUCCGAACUCGGUACGAAGCCUCCUAGCUUGGAUGGAAAGAGCAUUACUUCCGGCACAACUUUCGCCCUCGACGAGAAGGAGUCGCUAAGGCCUGAUGACAGCGCAAGCGUCAAGGCCGCUGCGGAAGACGAUGAUGCCUUUUCUAUCCGUGGUUCGCUAGUUGCUGGUUCUCGAAUGGGUUCUGAGGUGGCCGCUCGUAGAGGCAUUCCUCUUGGAGAUAUCCCCGAGCGCAGGCUACCGCAGCAGGCUCCAGGUGUUAUUGCUCAAGGGGUUUUAACUCCCCAGAGCUCUUCAUCUGACCAACCUCCAGGUGCCCCUCUAGGUGCGGCUGGUACCUCUGAUGCCCUCGGGGUCAUUUAUCGGCAGGCACCGGAUGAGAAACUGCUUGAAGCCAUGGCAUCCCCAAAGGACAGACUGUUCCUACUCAGACUAGAGAAACAGGUUAUCGAUUUUGUUCAGGACUCCAAGGAACCGUACAUGGACCUUCCUCCGUCAAAUUCCUUCUGCAGAAUGUUGACACACAAGUUGGCUGAUUACUACCAUAUGACCCAUUCUUUUGAGCCUCACGUGGGAUCCGUACGGAUCUUCAGGACACCUUUUUGUCGAGUCCCUACCUCACUGGCACUUAUCAACCCCAGUCCCAGUACGCCUAGCAACAAUACCCCUCCUCCUGCUGUGCUACCUAAAAAGAUUAUGCGACGCGGUCAAGAUAGCGAGGGUGGCCUAAGUGCUAGCGCCUCCAAGGCAACCUCUGAGACUGGCAGUGAUGGCAAAGAUAAACCCGCUAAUCAGAAAUUGACCAGGGAAGAGCGAGAGGAGCUAUACAAGUUAGCCCGUGAACGCAUCUUUGGCAGCUCAGAGGAGAACGUCACAGAAGAGGGUGAUAACGGAAUAUCAAGGGCCAGUUCAGUAUCCGCCAAGGAUAAAUCCAACCUGGGGAAGAGAGGGAAGACUGGCAAGCAACGUCGUGAUGAUUCUGAUAGUUUUGAUUCACGACACCAGUAUACUCCAUACUGGGGCCCUCAACAACAAACCUGGGUUCCUCAGCCGCAAUACAUGCCACCGCCAAACCCUCAAUAUGGUGCCCAAGCGCCACCAGGGCCAGCGUUUCCAAGUCAGAUGGGACCCGUAUAUACCCAGCAAGCCCCUGGGUAUCCCGCGGUGCCUAGUAUGCCGCAAAACCAGCCAUACCCUCAGUACUCCGUGCCUCCAUAUGCUGCCCAGCCCAGUCAGCAGCGCUACCCAUCUAGUGGUAGUCCUAUGACCAACUAUGGUGCUCCGAUACCCCCAGCUGGGCCACAGCAAGCGAACUGGCAGCCGGGCUUCGCUCCUCCUGCACAGUACCCGCCGAGAGGAGGUACCCCCACUGGUGCUCAGGGGCAUUUGGGGAUCCCUUAUGCAUUCGGGCAGCUCCCAGCGAACAUCAACCCCCACGACCCGAAGAGCCAACACCCAAUCCCUGGGAGUUACAAUCGGAAUCAUGCCUUUAACCCAAAGACACAGUCGUUUGUGCCUGGUGGCGGUGGCAUGGCACCCGUUCAGCCUCCCCAGCCGCCCUUUACUGCUCCCGGAUCGCACCACGGUAGUCCUCAGGUCGGGUCACCUCACCUUGCUUAUCCUGGUGGUUACCAACAGCCAAUGCCUCAACCUUAUGGGGGCGGAUAUGGCAUGGCGAGGCAAGGAUCCAGCAGCUCUAUGCCCGCAUAUCACUCUCCCCGUGUAGCUCAUGUUCAGCAUGCACCACCACCUCCGCCACCCGCCAUGCCACAGAACCCGCAACACAUGGCUCCCCAACUUCCCCCGCAUAACCCUCCUUACAAUAUUCCCAAUCGACCUAUCAUCCCACAGGGGCCUAGCCAACCCUUUUCCCAUCUGCCGACAUAUGGCAACCCGGCAACUCUACCCAGAAACCUGCCACUGGAAUUUAAACAUUAA